Messenger RNA from Sitodiplosis mosellana (orange wheat blossom midge), 5029 nucleotides. It is a transcript of the gene Nedd4, whose product is annotated as E3 ubiquitin-protein ligase Nedd-4. Lineage: Eukaryota; Metazoa; Arthropoda; Insecta; Diptera; Cecidomyiidae. Gene Ontology annotation, biological process: ubiquitin-dependent protein catabolic process; regulation of dendrite morphogenesis. The transcript has 15 exons. The record is from RefSeq and is a predicted model, not a curated record. Bases 759 to 3167 code for a protein of 802 amino acids. Gene Ontology annotation, molecular function: ubiquitin protein ligase activity; sodium channel inhibitor activity; protein binding.
CGCACAGAUGUAUGUAAAAGAAUGUGUGUGGUUACCCUACAGCUGAAGAAAAAAAAUCAUUUAACGCCGCUUGUGUGUGCGAUACACUGCGUUUCGAACCAACCAAAAAGCCAAUGAAUGUCACACGUCAAUCGUUGAGAUGAUCAGAAAGUCGAAGAAAAAAGAAAAAAUAUGUAAUACUACUAAAUCUGUUUUUUUUUAUUAUUGAAGUAUAAAUUCAAACAUUGCAUUUCGUGUGCGUGUGAUUUAGUUCGGUUUUAAAGAAAUCGUUUUACUUUUUUAUAUUUUGUGUAUCGAUUUGUGUUUUUUUUUCUUCGAACUUAUGGAUUGGUUCACAAAUAAAUAACAAAUUGAUGAAAACAAUACAUGAACUUCGUUUCUUUGUGUGUUGAAGAAAUUGUCAGUUCAUUUCAAGUUUCUAUCCAUCGUUUGGUUUGUCGUGUUUGAUUAUUUUUCACCGUGAAUUUGUUUGUAAUUACGGUUGUUUUUUUUUCCUUUUCACAACUAACGUUGGCAAUCACAGCAACAUUUGGAAAUAAAGCAAAAAAUUCCGCGAAGAAGUCGAGAUAAAAAUAUUCUUUUGGAAAGAGGGACUUUUUUCGUCAAAAUUGCAAGCUGAUGCUUUCCAAAAACAAUUGAUUGACGCAAAUUGUUCCUUUGAAGAAUUGCCUAAAACAAUAAAAGAAUCAGUGCAGUGAUAAAAACUAUAUCGAAAAACUAGAAGCAGUAAGGCAUUUCGAAGCACCGACUCAAUCAAAAUGUCUUUGGAUGGUGGUGACGGUGAUGAAACAAUCUACGGCUUUUUGCCAGGUUCAAUUGAACCUUAUAGUGAAGAGGGCACGAGCCAACUUCGAAUCAAGAUUAUAUCUGGACAAUCACUAGCAAAGAAAGAUAUAUUCGGUGCAAGUGAUCCUUACGUACGAAUAGAUUUGAAUACUAUUAAUGGCGAUAUAAACAUCGACUCAGUUUUAACAAAGACCAAGAAAAAGACGCUGAAUCCUGUUUGGAAUGAGGAGUUCGUCUUCAAAGUGAAAGCAAACGAACACAAGCUUGUGUUACAGGUAUUUGAUGAGAAUCGAUUAACGCGUGAUGAUUUCCUCGGAAUGGUUGAAAUACCAUUGGCGAAUUUGCCCAAAGAACAAGAAAAUCGUGCAAUUGCACCAAAAAGCUAUCCUCUGCGACCAAGAAGGUCAGUUGGCGCUCGGUCCAGAGUAAGGGGAACGCUUGAAGUAUAUCAUGCAUUUAUUCGUGAUUUGGAUGCUUCGGAUACCUCAUCAUCAACUAACAACGAACCAGAUUGGGAAUUAGUAAAUGAAGGAGAAACGGAGCCCGAUGUUGAGACAGUUGCUCAUACCCAGGAUGCUUAUGGGACAUCGUCCGCCGCUGAUCCGCUACCAACCGGCUGGGAAGAACGUCAAGAUGCAAACGGUAGGACAUAUUAUGUGAACCACAUUGCCCGAACAACGCAAUGGGAACGGCCUUCAAGGCACACAACCACAGUGUCUGGUAGUGAUAUUGAUGCUGCUGCUAUGGAAUUUGAACGACGUUUCCACAUUAGUGUUGAUGCGUCAGAAGAUCGUGAGCACCAGCAUGAGGAUACAGACACGGCAGACAGUGGCUCAUCGAAUACAGCGGCUCGUCCAAAUACCGCAACAGGUCAAUCAAGGCAGAGCUCAAGUGAUGAAACAUCGACAAGCGAUAGCUCACACACCACAAACAAUUUAGAGGCAGGGCUUCCCAGUGGCUGGACAAUGCAAAUCGCGCCAAAUGGUCGCAUGUUCUUUAUUGAUCACAACGAAAAGAAAACCUCUUGGAUUGAUCCACGCACUGGUCGUGCAAGUCCAAUGCCAAGUCAAACACGACCUCCCGAAGAUGACUUGGGUCCAUUGCCCGAAGGCUGGGAAGAACGUGUUCAUGUAGAUGGUCGAAUCUUCUUUAUUGAUCACAAUACAAGAACAACGCAAUGGGAAGAUCCAAGAUUAUCGAAUCCAAAUAUAGCCGGCCAAGCAGUACCUUAUUCUAGAGAUUAUAAACAAAAAUAUGAGUAUUUUAAGAGUCAGCUAAGGAAACCAACGAAUGUGCCUAAUAAAUUCGAAGUGAAAGUGCGUCGAGCGUCAAUUUUCGAAGAUUCCUAUCGAAUUAUAAAUACCGUGAACAAAACCGAUAUUUUGAAAACAAAAUUGUGGAUUGAAUUCGAAGGAGAAGCUGGACUCGACUACGGUGGCUUGGCCCGUGAAUGGUUUUUUCUUUUGUCAAAGGAAAUGUUCAAUCCAUAUUACGGACUGUUUGAGUAUUCAGCUAUGGACAAUUAUACGCUUCAAAUCAAUCCAUUCAGCGGACUGUGCAACGAGGAGCAUUUAAAUUAUUUCAAGUUCAUUGGAAAAAUUGCUGGAAUGGCUGUUUAUCAUGGAAAAUUAUUAGAUGCGUUUUUCAUUAGACCUUUUUAUAAAAUGAUGUUACAAAAACCGAUAGAUUUAAGAGACAUGGAAUCCGUUGAUAUGGAAUAUUACAAUUCGUUGCUGUGGAUCAAAGAAAACGAUCCAAGUGAAUUGAUGCUCACAUUCUGUGUGGAUGAGGAGACUUUCGGCCACACCAGCCAACGUGAACUCAAGCCUAACGGUGGUAACAUUGAAGUCACAAAUGACAAUAAAGACGAAUACAUAAGAUUGGUCAUUGAAUGGCGCUUUGUAUCCCGUGUUUUAUCGCAAAUGAGCAGCUUUUUAGACGGUUUUGGUUCAAUAUGCCCGUUGGCUUUACUGAAGAUUUUCGACGAAAACGAAUUGGAAUUGUUAAUGUGUGGUAUUCAAAAUAUUGAUGUUAAAGACUGGAAGAAAAACACAUUAUAUAAAGGUGACUACUACGCAAAUCAUAUUGUAAUACAAUGGUUUUGGCGUGCUGUAUUAUCAUUUUCGAAUGAGAUGCGUGCCCGUUUGUUACAAUUCACGUGUGGAACAUCACGUGUGCCGAUGAACGGUUUCAGAGAAUUAUAUGGUAGCAAUGGACCUCAAAUGUUUACCAUUGAAAAGUGGGGCACACCGGAAUCUUAUCCGCGAGCACAUACAUGCUUCAACCGUUUAGAUUUGCCGCCAUAUGAGAAUUACUCACAAUUAAAAGAUAAGCUAGUGCAAGCGAUUGAAGGCAGUCAAGGAUUUGCGGGCGUUGAUUGAAUUAUUCAUGGAAAUUAUGCGGAAAUAUUGAUCGGCUUAACUUUAUCAACAGAAAUAUUGUUCAUGAAAAUCGAUUUAAAAUCGAUGCAAAACACAACACAUCCUGUCAUUUCCUUAAAUCUUUUCUCUUGCCCCCGCAAUAUUAAAUCGUAGUAGAAUAGGCAAGGAAAUGAGAACCAACAUCACAGUCGGUUUGCGCAAUAUUUAAAUGUUAAAAAAAAUCAGCGAGUAGUUCUUUUUUUUUCAAUUGUCUUUGAAUUCAGAAAUAAUCGUAAAUAUUUUUUUGACAGUAAAUGGGAUAUGGAAAUUCAUCUAUUUUGCGCUUAUUUUUAUUCAUAUGAAAAGUGAAGGAAAAAAAAAUUAGGAAAAAACGCAAACGUUUAAAAUUUGAUAGCUGUUACACUUAUUAAUGGAUCGACAUAAAAUGAAUGCCUUCUUUUAUCACAUUCCCGUUGAAGAAAAAAGAAGAACAUGAUGAUGAACGUAAUAUUUAUUUUAUAUAUAUGUAAAUGAUAAUAUGAAUGGAAUUUUUUAAAAGUUGAUAUGUGGCAAAUGCAGUUUUUGACAUGCAGUAAAUAAACUACACAACCGAAUCGAAGCAGAUGGAAUAGCUCUGAACGAAAUGCAAAUAAAUCAAUAGCAAAAUAUUUUAAGCUCAGGAAUUUUAAGUUUAUAACACGCUUUAUCAAAUUGAGUUCUCUCCGUAAUUGUAUUGAGAAAAUGAAAUAAGAUCAUUAGAGCACAUGAUGCAAACAAUUGACAACAUCUUGUUGUGUGAGUUAUAUUUCCGCCCAAAACGAAAUAUUUCUAACGAUCUACAUCUACAUCAAUUGUUUUUUUUUUUAAGAUAAUAAAAAGUUUUCUUGUCCCACUUAUUUUUACAAUUCAAUUAAAAUAUAUGCUUUAUAUAUUGGCGUCAUUUUUCGAUAGAUACAGAACAGCUUUGUAAGCAAUAUAACAAAAAAGAGUCUAUGUUAAAUUUUUAGUCAGUGAAUACUGAGGGUGUGAACGAAAAGUGGCUAUUUUUAUGUAAUGAGCAAAUUAUUCUGCGUCAAAUCUUGACAUCAACACAUAACGCAUCGAUGGAUAUUCAUUGUGAAUACCAGAUAACAAAAAUGUGACCAUUAAUUGGUCCUCAUGUGCGAUCAACAUCAAACCAUGCAGAAUUUUUCUCGCUUGCUUAAAUUGAUGGCUUUUAUUGACAUCUUCAGCACCCAUAUGUAUUCUGUCGAUGGGAUUUUGUAGGAAAACUUACAUAGGAAGGAUAUUUGUGUUUUGCACUCCUCAUGGUGGGUCACGUUGAAUCACAAAAUCAAUUCCAUCAAUUACUAUCGCGGAAAAGAGUUGAUUGAAAAAAUCAAAAAAUUUCCAUUCUCCAUUCUCUUUUCUAACUUCUAUUCCAUCUGAUUCGUUCAAUUGUAAAAAAUACAGAAAUUUGUUAUUAGUACUUACAAAAUUUAACCACUUUCAUUUUAAAUUUGCCUUUCUAUAAGACAAAUUUCGUAGCUUAAAUAUCCCGCCAGACAAUUUGAAAGUACGUCGAUCCAGUGGCUUGUAUGAACUAUUCUCGUGUUCGACAAGUUAUUCGUCGCAACGAUUGCAGUACUCACUUGCUUUGUGUGGUCACAAUUUCAAAUGAUGAACCAAUGUACCAAGCCACAAUAGUUUUGAAUUCUUAUGUUAAAAGUCAGUAACACCUACCGCAAAGAUGUGUAAAUGCGACCAAUUGACGCCAGAUAUUUUGUUGUAUACUAAUUAACAAUUAGUUCAAUUUUCAAACAAAACAUCCUUGCCAAAAUGUAACAAAACAAAUAAGAAAAAAAAUAAGAAAAACGAUUUUACUUUAUUGGUUUUAUUCGAAA